UCCAGCAGCACCGUGCCAGCCUCUGUGUGCAGCUCCAUGCCUGUGCCCAGCACCCCAGAGCCCCCCAGCAGCACCGUGCCAGCCUCUGUGUGCAGCUCCAUCUUGGAGCCCUCCAGCAGCACCGUGCCAGCCUCUGUGUGCAGCUCCAUGCCUGUGCCCAGCACCCCAGAGCCCCCCAGCAGCACCGUGCCAGCCUCUGUGUGCAGCUCCAUGCCUGUACCCAGCACCCCAGAGCCCUCCAGCAGCACCAUUCCAGUUUCCCCGUGCAGUUCCAUCCUAGGAUCCAGCACCCCAGAGUGCCCUGGCAACAGUCUGCAGCUCCAUCCUGUGCCAGUCUCCCCGUGCAGCUCCAUCCCAGUGGCCAGCAUCUUGGAGUCCCCUGGCAGCACCAUGUGCAGCCUUGUCCUGGGGCCCUGCACUCUGGAAUCCCCUGGCAGCACCACCCCAGGGUUCCCCAACAUUAUUAGCUCAGUGUCUUGCAACCCAAACUCUCCAGGCAGCUCUGCUCUACCCCCCUGCAGCUCUGGGUCCCCUGGCAAUGCCAGCACAGCCUCCUGCACCCCAGGGCCCCCUGGCACCAGCUCCACUCCGCAGAAGACUCCUUUCCGCAGGUGGCGAGCAGCACCUCCAGACUUUUCCUGCAGCUCUGUGGCCUCUGAGCCCCCAUCUGCAAAUGGGAGUGCUGAUCAUCUGCAUUGCCAAGGCACCCCUGAGGGAGCUGAGUUCCCCACCCCUGUCCCCCCAGAACACAGCCCACCUGGCCUCCCUCCCAUCGAGGCAAGUGGGUUGGAGCCUGCAGGGUCAGAAACCACUGUCACCCCUGUCACCUCGCCUGAAUCCACCCUGGGUGCUGUGUCCUGGACGUUACCACUGGUGUGGCUGGAGAAGACCCUCAACACCUCGUUCCUGGUGGAAUCCCUGCGGCACAGCCUGCCCCUCCGCAAGCUACAGCAGGAUGCCAGCAGCAGUGUCACCCCCGUGACCACCACAGUUGCCAACACCAGCACGACCCCUGUGCCAACUGUGGUCACUGGCACCAGCAUGACCCCUGUGUCCACUGUGGUUGCUGGUAUUAGCACAACCCCAGUGCCCACCAUGGUCACUGGCACCAGCACGACCCCCAUGCCGACUGUGAUCACUGGCACCAGCACGACCCCUGUAUCUACUGUGGUUGCUGGCAUUGGCACGAGCCCGGUGCCCACUGCGGUCACUGGCACCAGCAUAACCCCUGUGUCCACUGUGGCUGCUGGCAUUGGCACGAGCCCAGUGCCAACUGUGGUCGCUGGCACCAGCAUAACCCCUGUGUCCACUGUGGUUGCUGGCACUGGCACGAGCCCAGUGCCAACUGUGGUCGCUGGCACCAGCACGACCCCUGUGCCUACUGUGGCUGCUGGCAUUGGCACGAGCCCAGUGCCAACUGUGGUCGCUGGCACCAGCACGACCCCUGUGUCCACUGUGGCUGCUGGCAUUGGCACGAGCCCAGUGCCAACUGUGGUCGCUGGCACCAGCACGACACCAGUGCCCACCACAGCCAUUGGAACCAGCAUGACCCCGGUGCCCUCUAUGGCCACGGGCACCAGCAUGACCCCGGUGCUCUCCACGGCCACCGGCACCUUCAUGACCCCUCCGGAGGUGUGGGAGAGGAGCACGAACACAUCCAGGGGAAGCCUGCCCUGUGCCAAGGACAGCGCUGCGGAAACAGACUCCCUGCUCUGGCACUGUCCCCGGGAGCAGCUGAAGACCCUGCCACGGGCAGAGCUGGAGGGGAGGCUGGAGAGCACCCUCAUCAUCAUCGAAGCCCUCUCGCUGCAGCUGCGGGACUGGCAGGAGAGCCAGCGGCCGCAGCCCGGCGUGGGGCCGGCCAAGCAGAGGGACGCGCUCACACAGACGGACACCACCCACCCCGAAGGGAAGGAAGCAGCCUGGAGCAGCCAGAGCCUCCUGUUCCAGGGCCUUGCAGAUGCUGCUUUUCGGAGCUUGCAGGAUGAGCAGGGAGCCCUCACGCAGGAGCGGGAGCAGGAGAGGACCCUGGUGUCCCAGUGCCAGGCUGUGCCCGAGAGUGCUCCCAGCAAGGUGCAGAGCUGCCUGGAAGAGCGGGAUGCCAUCAGGCAGCGAGUGGAUGAAGCCCUACGAGCCAAGGAUCAGGGAUAUCUCUUCCUGGAGGCUUUCUGUGCCCACGCCAGCGCCCAGAUCAGUGCCCGUGACCAGAGCCUGGCCUCCCAGCAAGAGCUGAGCAUGCUGCUGGCCCAAGCCAUCAGCCUGCAGGCAUCCCUGUCUGCCGAGGCACAGUCUUUCCGGGAAUUCUUAGAUGCCACCUUUGAAAAUCUGGAGAAAGAAAGGAGGGCCCUGGAUGAGGAGCGGGAGCAGAUGAGGGCCCUGGUGUCCCAGUCCCAUGCCCUGAUGGAGCGUGUGCCUGGCAAGCUGCAGAGCUGCCUGGAGGAGCUGGCUGCCACGCGGGAACGAGCAGAGGAAGCUCUUCAAGCCAAGGAGGAGGCAUCCUGCCAGCUGGAGAAAACCUUGGUGACGCUGCAGGACACAGAGGCUCAGCUGGAGCAGCUGACAGUGGCCAACUCACGCCUGGGCAAAGACCUGAGCUCUGUGAUGAUAAAUCUGGCCAGCAUGGAGCAGGAGCGGGAUGCACUGCAGCAGGAGAAUGAGAAGCAGUGGGAGGAGAUGGCCCAGCUGGCGCAGGAGAGGAACUCCCUGCAGCAGGAGUGCAAGGAGCUGUGCCAGGAGCUGAGGGAGGCCACCGAGUGCCGGGAGUUCCUGGAUCAGGAGAACAAAAUGUGCCGCACGCAGCUGCUGGAGGUGGAGGGCAGGCUGAACUCCACGCUGGCCACGCUGCAGGAGCGUGUCCUGCAGCACAAGGAGCUGAUGGAGUCCCACCAACGCCUGCGGGAAGAGCAGGCUGCCCUCAGCAAGGAGCUGGACAGCACCAAGGCUGAGCUCCUCAGCUUGCAGACAAAGAGGAACAAAGUUUCUUGGUGCUCCACGGACAUUAUGGAGAGCAAGAUGCGGUUGCAGGAGCUUGCUGACUGCCUCAAGGCUGCUCUGGAAGAGCAGGAUGAUGAUGAUGCUCCAUCGAGAAGCAAAGCCUGGACCCCGGGUCCCCGGACCCCGGGCUGGCAGACCCCACGCCGUGCCUGGACCCCGGCCUUCCGCACCCCGGCCUUCCACACGCCGGCGUGCCACACCCCGCAUCGCGCCACCAGCUCCUUCGUGGGCAGCGUCCUGAAAGCCGUGGCAGGGAAAGAUGCCAAUGAAACCACCAGAAGUGGGAGUAGAGUUGCCAAGGACAAACUUGCACCUGUGUCAAAGGCAAUAGAUCCCGAGGACGCUCUGCUGGAGAGCGUGAAGGAGCUGAGAGCUGUGGUCUCCAACCUUGCCAUGCUGAGCUCCCGCAUCCAGGAACUGGAGCAGAGCGAGUUCAGGGCACUGCAGACAGAGAUCUCUGACCUGCAGCUCCGCCUGGAGACAGUGACAGCUGAGAGCCAGGAGAAGGUGGAUGCCCAAGCUGCCACCAUUGCCAAGCUGAACAAGGCACUGAGGACCAAGCUUGAGAAUGAGAAGGAGCUGCAGGACGUGGUGAAACAGCAGGAAGAGAAGAUGUUGCAACUCAUCGACAAGAGUGGGGAAGUCAUGAGGCUGAAGGCAGAAGUCUCGGAGCUGAAGCGCUUGCUCCAGCGUGCAGAGACAGAGGCCAAGGUGCUGUGGGAGGAGAUGAGGGACAAGGAGCACCAGGUGGACACUGCCUACGUCCAGGAGCGGGUCAUGCUGCGGCGGGAGGUGGAUAAACUGCGGCUGCUGCUGGUGGAAAAAGAGGAUGAGAACAUACGGCUCACUGACAAGUACCUGGAGCAGGUCCGAGGGCUGGAGAUGAAGUUCCAUCAUACCCAGAAAGUGCUGAGGACCCAUGAAGAGAUGCAGGAGAAGAUAAAAGAGGUCCUGUCGGCUGUUCCUGAGGUGGCUCUGGGUUGCCAGGAGCUCCAGAGCCUGCUGCACUACCUGGGCCUGAAGCCAGCCAGCAAGGAAGCUGCUGAGCCGCUAUAGCCUGUAGCCUGAAACCUUUCCUGUUGUUAAUGUUGUAAUUAUUUAUUGAAUAAAGUUGUGUUGGCUUUUACCCUGCCUGCUGUGUGCAUUCAGGAAGCUCCUGGUGCUGUGGGUGGGGACAACUCGUCCAGCCUGUGCCGGUUGCUCCUGUUCUGUCACGGGGCUGUGGGCACAGCUCCCUGCCACCCCAGGGCCUCUCCUUCUUGGCGGGGGACACAUCGUCCCCCCCUCUCUGCCAGUGUUUGCUCUCAAUAAGGGCCCGCGUUCCCCAGGCUCCCACCCUGCGGCCCCGGCAGCAGCCUGAGUGCCCGGGCUGAGCCAGCUUCCCUCCCCUGCUCCCUGCUCCUCCUCCUGCCCUAGAUUCCCUCCUGCCCUGCUCUGCAGGGGCUUGUCUGGACCCUGCACCCCGUCCUGGGGCUGCGGGCACGAGCCUGUUGCGUGGGACUUGUUCCAGAGGUUGGAUUCCUCGCCUUAUCGCAGGGAUGGUUCCAGAGGUUGCAUCCUGCACCCCCAUCACGGGGCUGUGGGCACACGCCUGUUGCACGAGGAUGUUUCCCCCUCCCAGGCUGGCUCCAGCACGCAGCAUCCCAUGGCUCAGCCAGCGCUGGGAGCUCUGCCAGCUCCUGCUCCCAACCCCCCUUGGUCGCUGCUGCUGCAUGGAGGGGGGGCUCCCUUAGGGGCUCCCCAGCUCCCAGCACAGCUCCAACCUCACCUCCCUUCUUCCCUGCGGGGGCAGCUCCUGCGGGAUCCCCCUCCCGGUGUUCCUGACCCCAAGGAUGCUCCCCACCGCCAUGGGGACCACGCGGCACCCUCCCUCCCCUGCGAGGGCCCAAAAUAGCAGCACUCCAACAAGUGCUCUGGUUUUUAAUGGCCUCUUUCUCCUGCCCAAGGGGGAUGGAAAUCACCUUCUCCUGCCCUCUGCCACAGCCCUGCCGCUCUGUGUGGGGCGGGUGCUGUGACACGUGGGGCGCUGGCACCGAUUUAUCUACCCGGGAAAUGUUUGGGGCUGUGCCUCCGUGUCCUGGGUGUGUGGGUGGCUCGUGGCAGUGCUCUCUGCUCCCUGCCACUGCCUUCCUCCCUGCCCUGUGACCCCGUGGGGUCGGGUACAGCCUCCCGAGAUGCAAGGCCAGCAGCGGGGGGCCCCGGCUCUGGGAUGCAGGGAAAUGUGUUCCCUUCCCUGGAUUCGGGCCACGCAGGGCGGCUGAGCCUCCUUUUACGGCGGGAUUCAGCACAGCGGGGCCCUGGCAGCCGUCCCCGUGGGGCGAGUGGGGACACUAGCAUUGUCCCUGUGCCGGCUGCGGGUGGUUUUUUAGGGGGGGUUGGUCUCCUGUGAGUGUCCCCACCCUGUCCUGGAGGGUCUGGGGCUCAGUGCUGCUCCAGGGCACAGAGGUGGCACGGUUUGGGCAUCCUGCACAGUUACAGUGACCCCAGCCUGGAGGUGGAAUAAGGGGGUCCCUGGCUCAGGAGUGAUGAAGAGAAAGUCUCUUUUUAGAUAAUAGUGGAAAUAGGGGGCACAGCCUGGAGGUGGUUUGGAGGGGUCACUGUCCUUAGUUGGCAGUAGCAAUAGGGGGGCACAGCAGGGUCCCCAUCAGCAACAGGGGGGUGUCAGAGGUCCCUGCCCAUAACCAAGCAGGGGUGGUUGGACAGAGGGGUCUCCAGCAGCAACUGGAGAUGGCACAGUGGAAUGGCCUAGGUGGCAUGAGGGGGCCUUCCCAUGACAAGGUGUGACUCAGCUGUGUCCCUGGGCGGUGGCAGGGGGGGCACAGAGGGGUCCCCAUCACCAGAAAAGCAUUGCAAACGUGUGAUACAGUGGGGUCU
Motacilla alba alba is the source of this 5868-nucleotide messenger RNA. RefSeq names its product sperm associated antigen 5 (gene SPAG5). Bases 37 to 4050 code for a protein of 1337 amino acids. The record is from RefSeq and is a predicted model, not a curated record. Gene Ontology annotation, biological process: regulation of attachment of spindle microtubules to kinetochore; cell division. The transcript has 21 exons. NCBI's taxonomy places the organism in Eukaryota, Metazoa, Chordata, Aves, Passeriformes, Motacillidae.